UACAUUGAUACAAUUACAAGCAAAAAGUCAACUUUUCAGAUUCAUUCAAUAACUGAUGAAUUUGAUCUAUAAUAUAAACCAGAUACAUUAAUUAUUCAAUUAAUCUACAAAGUAAACUUUUACUAGAGUAGUAAUUGGUAACUUGGUUCCAACACUGGUUUAACGGAACGGUGAACACCCGUAGAUCUGUACCCCCGAACCUGUACUUUAUCAGCUUCGGUUCAUUGACGAGCCUGAGCUUCGGAAUCUCGUUCUUUCAAAUUCUCCAUCGUUUCUCCUCACACUGUGGUCAAUGAACCAGUUCAAUCUCUAGUCAUUCAAAGUCACUGUGUCACGAACCCUAAUUCUUCCCCUUCAUUUCUCAUCACUUCGGAUCCUCUCUUCAGCGAUCAAGUGUCGGUAGCUGCGUAAUUCGCAAGAAAGCCUCUGUUUCUUGAUCGGGAAUUCAUUUUUUCAUAUUUUAUGAUUUCUAGAAUUAACUGCUGAUGUGAUCGUGAGUGCAUGUAUCCAUCCAUCUCAUAAUUGGUAAUGCAGGAGUUUGAUCCAUCUAUUUGUCGCGUUUUGAGUUAAUUUUGCUUGUGAACGGUAAACUAUGGCGCAGAGUAAUUGGGAAGCUGAUAAGAUGCUUGAUGUUUACAUAUAUGAUUAUUUGGUGAAGAAAAAGUUGCACAAUACCGCCAAGUCAUUUAUGACAGAAGGGAAGGUUUCUCCUGAUCCAGUAGCAAUUGAUGCUCCUGGAGGUUUUCUUUUUGAGUGGUGGUCUGUUUUCUGGGAUAUUUUUAUUGCAAGGACAAAUGAGAAACAUUCUGAGAAUGCUGCAGCAUAUUUAGAGACUCAACAGAUUAAAGCGAAAGAACAACAAUUGCAAAUGCAGCAGUUGCAAUUAAUGCGUCAAGCUCAGCUGCAAAAAAGAGAUCCUAACCAUCCUCCCAUUGGAAGUCCGCUACAUGCUAUCUCCACAGAAGGAGUCCUAGGGCAAUCUACUGCCACUGCUUUGGCUGCAAAAAUGUAUGAGGAUCGGAUGAAGAGCUCUAAUCCUAUGGAUACAGAGACAUCCCAACCACUUUUAGAUGCUAGAAUGGCCCUUUUGAAAUCAACAAAUCAUCCUGGUCAGAUGGUUCAAGCAAAUUCAGGAAGUGUGACAGCUUUGCAGCAAAUGCAGGCUCGAACUCAGCAAAUCCCUGAUAUCAAAAGCGAAGUCAACAUGGGAAACAUGCAAAGAUCUUUACCUAUGGAUCCUUCUUCCAUUUAUGGGCAGGGAGGAAUGCAAUCAAAGUCUGGAAUCACAAAUGCAGGAUUAAAUCAGGGAGUUGGUGGUCUUACAUUAAAAGGAUGGCCUUUAACUGGCAUAGAACAAAUUCGCCCGGGUUUUGGAGCUCAAGUUCAAAAGCCUCUCCUUCAGAGUGCAAAUCAGUUUCAGCUUUUGCCACAACAACAACAGCAGCAGCUCCUUGCCCAGGCACAUGCACAAGGAAAUAUCGGCAAUUCACAAGUGUAUGGAGAUAUGGAUCCACAGCGAUUAAGGGGAUUAGCUAGGGGAGGUUUGAAUGUGAAAGACAGUCAACCAACUGCAAAUGAUGGACCUAUAGGUUCUCCGAUGCAAUCUACUUCAUCUAAGAUCAACAUGCCACAGAUGCAACAAUCCAUCUCCCAGCAACAACAGGAUCCUUUGCAUCCACAGCAAAUGGUUCAGAAUAACCGAAAAAGGAAAGGGCCUACAUCUUCAGGAGCUGCGAAUAGUACUGGUACAGGAAAUACACAUGGCCCUUCUAAUUCUCAACCAUCAACUCCAUCUACUCAUACUCCUGGUGAUGGGGUUGCUAUGGUGGGUAACUUGCAGAAUGUUACUGGUGUAUCCAAAGGUUUGAUGAUGUAUGGUACUGAAGGAGCAGGCGGUCUUGCAUCUUCCACAAACCAGCUGUUGCAGGAUGACAUGGAACAUUUUGGAGAUGUUGGCUCCUUAGAUGAAAAUGUGGAAUCAUUUCUCUCACAAGAUGAUGGUGAUGGGAAGGACUUAUUUGGGACGUUGAAACGGAACCCUUCUGAGCAUGCUACAGAUGCUUCAAAAGCCUUUUCCUUCAAUGAAGUUGGUUCUAUACGCAAAAGCAAUGGAAAAGUUGUUUGCUGUCAUUUCUCGUCAGAUGGGAAAAUAUUAGCCAGUGCGGGACAUGACAAGAAGGUUGUUCUGUGGAACAUGGAGACACUGCAAACACAGAGCACACCAGAGGAACACACUGUUAUUAUUACCGACGUUCGCUUCAGACCAAAUUCAACUCAGCUGGCAACGUCUUCGUUUGAUACAACUGUGCGGCUUUGGGAUGCUGCAGAUCCAAGCUUUUCUUUGCAGUCAUAUAGUGGUCAUACUUCACAUGUUGCAUCCCUUGAUUUUCACCCUAAGAAAAAUGAUAUUUUCUGCUCAUGUGAUGAUAACAAUGAGAUUCGCUUAUGGAAUAUUAGUCAAUAUUCUUGUACUCGCGUUUUUAAGGGAGGAUCUACACAGGUUAGGUUUCAGCCGAGGAGUGGACACCUUCUGGCUGCAGCAUCCGGCAAUGUUGUGUCUGUCUUUGAUGUUGAGACUGACAGGCAAAUGCACUCAUUACAGGGACACUCUGCAGAGGUACAUUGUGUAUGCUGGGAUACAAAUGGAGAUUAUUUGGCAUCUGUCAGUCAAGAAUCUGUCAAAGUUUGGUCACUUGCCUCUGGUGAUUGCAUUCAUGAACUUAAUUCCAGUGGAAACAUGUUUCAAUCUUGUGUUUUUCACCCAAGCUACUCCAACCUCUUGGUUAUUGGAGGAUACCAGUCAUUGGAGCUAUGGAACAUGGCUGAAAAUAAAUGUAUGACCAUACCAGCUCAUGAAGGUGUAAUAUCCGCUCUAGCACAAUCACCAGUGACAGGGAUGGUUGCUUCUGCCAGCCAUGACAAGUCUGUAAAGAUAUGGAAAUAAACAUAAUUAUUCUGUGGUUCCAAAGAGCCAUAUAUCAUGUGUUAUACCAGUUACGUUCUGAUGGGCAGUACCUAUCUGAAUAAAGAAAAGCGUCGAAGAUAUAAUAUAGAUUUACAUCUGAGAGAAGAAUCCUCCAUUAUCUACUUUGAAAAGGGGCUUUGUGUAUUUUUUUCUGUUCACAAGCAAGGUUAAUUUAACUAAUUUAUUUAUUUUGCAAGUUCUUUGUUUUUUUUUCCUUGUUGAAUUUCUAAUAUUGCUAGUUCGAUGUUUUCUCUUUGAUAUUUAUAUUCAAACAAGAGAUAUGAUUAUUCAUCAUCAUACAUUAUGUAAAUUGUCAGUAUAUCCACUUACAAAUUUUAACACAGUUGGAAGUUAAGAAACAUACUCCAAUAAUUAGAGUCACAGACAUCAAAUUUAUAUCAAAUAACUUGUGUAUAUCUAUUUAAGUUUAAAA
Molecule: messenger RNA, 3398 nt
Organism: Trifolium pratense (red clover)
Lineage: Eukaryota; Viridiplantae; Streptophyta; Magnoliopsida; Fabales; Fabaceae
Product: transcriptional corepressor LEUNIG_HOMOLOG-like
Exons: 18
Coding region: 593-2944 (783 amino acids)
Molecular function (GO): protein binding; transcription corepressor activity
Source: RefSeq, a predicted model, not a curated record